AUGGAUAGGGUCUUAGCAUGGAAUGUCCGGGGAGUCAAUAAUCCUAAAAAGCAACAGGAGGUUAAAGCUUUCCUCCAUAAACAUGUUGUGGGAUUGGUUGGCUUGCUGGAAACAAAGGUGAAGGCUAUUCAUCUUGGUGAUUUGUAUCAUAAAGUGUUUCAGGGGUGGUGCUUCUCUUCAAAUACAAGCUAUCAUCCAGGGGGUAGAAUAGUUUUAGCAUGGAAGCCUGGAAUAUUCCAUGUAAAUAUCAUUAAAGCAACAAGCCAGCUCAUGCACUGUUUUAUUGAACCAAUGAGCAAAGUGCAUAGUUUCUAUUGCACUUUUGUCUAUGCCUUUAAUCAAUGUGGGGAGAGAGAAGUUUUGUGGAAUGACUUAGCUCAGCUACAUACUACUGGCCCAUGGUUAAUCAUGGGUGAUUUCAAUUGUGUGAGAUAUCCUAAUGAAAGGAUUGGUGCUGUUGUUAGGGCUCAGGAGAUGAUGCCUAUGAAUAAUUGGUGUGCUGGUUGUGGUUUAGAUGAUUUGAAAAGCUCAGGGUGUUUCUUCACCUGGAACAAUAAGCAGCAGGGAUAUAAUAGAGUGUUUUCUAAUAUAGAUAGAGCACUUAGUAAUAUGGCUUGGCAAGAGAUUUUUCCAACAGCAGAAGUAACCUUCAUGCCUGAAGGUGAUUUUGAUCACUCACCUUCUUUAUUGACUGUCUAUCCUAGAAGUGAUAGUGGUAAAAAACCUUUUAAGUACUAUACUAUGUGGAGGCAUUCUCCCCAAUAUGAUAGUACAGUAAGGGAUCAGUGGAAUAAAAGAGUUGAAGGAACAAAGAUGUUUGUUGUGGUUCAGAAGUUGAAGAUGGUCAAAGCUGCUCUGAAGAACUUAAAUAAGAUAGGGUUUCAUGAUGUCCAGGUUGAUAAUAGCAUAGCAUACCAUGCAAUGAUAGAUGCACAAAAGGAAAUGCACAAUCAUCUAGGUCAGAUUGCAUAUUCAGAGGCUGAGCAGCUAGCAACUAGGCAAUAUCAAGUCAAGCAUCAAAUUUAUACAGAAUACCUUAAACAAAAGGCAAAACUUGAAUGGAUCAAGCAUGGAGAUGAAAACACAGCUGUUUUUCAUCAAAGUAUUAGAGCUAGAAGAAUUCAGAAUCAGCUCUAUACUAUUACUGAUGCUCAUGGUGUGUGGAAAGAUAAUGCACAAGGGGUGGAAGUGGCUUUCAUUGAUUAUUAUCAAAAGCUGCUGGGUACUAAUCAUGUUAAUAGGAGACAUGUGUUCCAGGAAAUUGUUCAGACUGGCCCUAUGAUCACUGAUGAGCAUAGAAGGGUCAUGAAUGCUCCUUAUAUAGCAGAGGAAGUGAAGGUUGCUAUGUUCUCUAUCUCUGGCAAUAAAGCACCUGGGCCAGAUGGAUUUGGGGCCCAUUUUUACAGAGAUAAUUGGGAGUUAGUGGGUAAUGAAGUAAAUAUCUGUUAUUGCAAACUUUCAAACUUUUCUCUGACACAUCUGGAUUGA
Molecule: messenger RNA, 1488 nt
Organism: Beta vulgaris subsp. vulgaris (sugar beet)
Lineage: Eukaryota; Viridiplantae; Streptophyta; Magnoliopsida; Caryophyllales; Amaranthaceae
Exons: 1
Coding region: 1-1488 (495 amino acids)
Molecular function (GO): catalytic activity
Source: RefSeq, a predicted model, not a curated record